AUGGACGGAGAUCAUGAGGAGCAAUUAGAAAUCAGGUUCAGAUUGGGAGAUGGAUCAGACAUUGGUCCAAAGAGCUACUCAAUGGCUACUACUGUGAUCGCUUUGAAGGAAAGCAUUAUUGCUGAAUGGCCUAAAGAAAUGGAGAACCAACCAAGAACUGUAAAUGACCUGACACUGAUCAAUGCUGGAAGAAUACUUGAAAACAAGAACACAUUGGAAGAGUGCAGGAGCACUAUAUUUGAUCUCACAACUGCUACAACUAUGCAUGUCGUCGUUCGACCGCCACCUUCGAUCGAACGAGAAAUCAAGAAGAAGAGAUCGAAAAAAUCGAAGGGGAAUGAAUGCGAAUGCGUGAUUUUAUGAAUCAUGGGG
Molecule: messenger RNA, 372 nt
Organism: Phalaenopsis equestris
Lineage: Eukaryota; Viridiplantae; Streptophyta; Magnoliopsida; Asparagales; Orchidaceae
Product: membrane-anchored ubiquitin-fold protein 1
Exons: 3
Coding region: 1-363 (120 amino acids)
Molecular function (GO): protein binding
Source: RefSeq, a predicted model, not a curated record